UUCAAAAUGGCUGAAAAGCGGAGUGAGAAUAUGGAAAAUAACAGCGCCGAUGAUGCAGUUCCCGGACGAAUAGAUCAAGUAUUAUGUCAACCGUGUUCCAGUAAGGGUAAACAAACAGAAGCUAAUGUGUUUUGCUCUAUUUGUGAUGAAUUUCAGUGCAUGGAUUGUUCAAACAUACACAAAACGUAUGCUUUCAUGAAAAAUCACAAAUUAGUGGACGCAAAAGAUAUUAAAGAGAAACCAAUUUCUUUUGAUAUGAAGGGAUUAGACCAAUGUGAUCAGCAUCAUAAAGAUUUAGAGUUCUUCUGUGAAGAUGAGAAUCAGCUCUGCUGCAGUACCUGUGCUAUUGUAGAUCACCGGAAAUGCCACAGUGUCGUAGAAAUACAGACGAUUGCCGGAAGGUCUCUAUCGACACGUUCCGAAUUAAAGGUCAAGUUGCAGGAAGUAAAGGAGAAAGCUGAAACUGUUAUUAAAUAUACUAAGUCAUCAAAGGAACGACUGAAUAAAGAUGUUAAAGAAGUGACUGUAAAAAUCAGACAAAUGCGUGAUAAUGUAAUGAAAAUGUUUGACGAUUUUGAAGUUUCCGUCGCUAAGGACGCUGAAUCAUUUAAGACAGAAACACUCAAUAAGCUGUCAAAGAAGCAGUCAGACAGUGAGAAACAUGUUGCUGAUGCAACAAUAUCUCUGGAAACAAUUGAUAACGUUCAUCAGAAAGGGACACCAUCACAACAGUUUAUACUGGAACAUAGAAUGACGAAAGAAGUUGAUGAACUUGGCAGCAAUGUUGACAAGGAAUGUCAAAGGUUAGAGACUGUGAUCGUUUCAUUUGAUUUUGAAGAAACAUUGAAAAUGCCCCCACUUCCGGUUUCUGAUUACGUUCCAGGACAACUGACAAUAAAAUGCUCUAUAUCGGAAGAUGUGAAACACAUCGCACCUGUAGAUCCGAUUGUUAAGUUCACGAAGAUUACUUCCACUGAUCUGAAGCAAACUGGAGAUGAUGUCAAGGAACCGUUAUACUCAGGUCUGGAUUUCUUGCCGGAUGGUAAACUGGUUGCCGUGGAUAAUCAAAACAAGAAAUGCUUGCUUUACAAUGAGAAGCUUGAGAAAGUAGGAUCAUACCAGUUAUCGUAUAUGCCAAAGUGAGUUGUUGCUGUAUCUGAGGAGGAAGUGGCGAUAAUAAGUAGUUCUCAAUACAAGAUAGACUUUCUACGUGUCAGUAAAUCUAAUGAAAUAACUUUGAUCAGGACAUGUAAAGUUAAUGCAAAAUAUGAGUCUAUAUGUAUGAAAGAUGGGAGAUACUUUGUUGUUGGAACUAUUGACGAUACAAGACAUGUUCGUAUUGUAUCUAUGUCAGAAGAAGAGAAAGAUUUCAGUAUCAGCUUUCCAAACAAGAAAUAUCUUAGAGCCACUAGUGCUUGUACAUAUAUUAGAAGCAGUGACAAAGUGGUUUUCACCGAUUGUUUCGAGCAUACUGUCUACAUAUGUGACAUCAAGAGCAACACCCGAGCUGUUGUCAAGGACGACCAGAUCAAUGAACCCAGAGGUGUAACAGUAGGUCCAUCCGACUGUAUCCUUGUCUGCAGCAAAGACACAAAUUCCAAUGUACAGAUCUCCCAGACAGGUCGGAUCUUAUCAUCGUACAAGUUAGAUAUGGAAUAUCCAUGCAGAGUCUGUGUUUCCAAGGACAAAUCAGUUAUAUCAGUCACAAAUAGCGCGAUUGGUAGAAAAAAGUUGCAGUUGCUAAAAAUUACAUCAUAAAUUCAAUAACAUACUUAACUCUGUCUGAAAUUUAAAGUCUAAAAUAAAUAAAAGUAUACAAUUUUGCUGGAACGGAAAAGUAUGAAAAGAAUUUGGACCUAAAUUGAGAUAAAAAAAAGAAGAAACGUCCACAUUUACAUAUAGUACGGGUUACAGAGUCGGAAAAGUCGCGUUGUACAGUAAUAGUUACAGAAUAUAUUUUAACAUACGUAAAAGGCUGAAGACAUAUUGUUCAAUUGUGUGAAAAUGAUAUACUUUUUUCAAAUAUUUCAAGUGCGAAAAUAGUAAUUUUCAUGAUGUUGAAUAAACGACAUAAAUGAGUGCAGAUAAAAAUGUAUACAUAUUUGACAUUCAGGAUAGUAUUUCAAAGUUUAUUAGGGCCUAAUAUAUUAGGUUGAUAUUAAGUGAUUAAGUUUAUAUCUUUUUCAAGAAUUUUACAAAAGUAGUUCAUACUUUUAGGUUUUUAUUUGAUAAUAACAUCCUUACAUCCUUUAAAGAUGUUUCAGCAAAUAACUUUUUAUUUAUUAGUAUGUUCUUUAAUCUUAAUGCCCUCGACGGUGGCCAUAUUAAAAUUGCACUGUCCGACCGUAACUUUGUAAAUUCUUGUCCGGGCUGUAAUUCUGUCAUUCAUGAAGGAAUUUUGAAAUAAAUAUUAACCUUAAUGAGACGACGUUUCAUGUGUAACACUCAGACUCCUAUCUACAAGGUCAAGGUCACACUUAAAAGUCAAGCAUAAAUAGGGUCUGUUUCGUGUCCGGAUCGUAACUUUGCCAUUCAUCAAGAGGUUUUAAAAGUACUCAGCAAAAAUGUUUAUCAAAAUGAGAACCCUAGCUCCAAGGUCAAAAUCAGACUUAGUGUUCAAAUGUUAACAGGGUCAUUUUUUGUGUCCCAUCCAUAUUUCUGCCAUCCAUAGAGGGAUUUUGAAAUAUCUUGGCAUAAUUAUAAUUAUAAUCAGACAAUGUGCCACGCGCAAGACCCAGAUCCCUUGCUCCAAGGUCAAGGUCAUAUUUAGAAGUCAUAUCUUAAUAUAUCUUACGUAUCCGGUAUAUAACUCUCUUAUCCAUGAGGGGAUUUUGAAACAACUUGGCAUAAAUGUUUACCAUAAGGAGGCAAUGUGUUACGCGCAAGACCCAGACCCUUAGCUCCAAGAUCAAGUUUACACUUAGAAGUCAAGUGAAAGGUUAAAAGGGUCUGUUUCAUAUCCGGUUCGUAACUCUGUCAUUAAUCAAGAAAUUUCGAAAUUAAUUAGCAAAAAUGUUCCCCGAUAACGAGAAAACGUGUCAUGCAUAACAAUCAGACCACUAGCUCCACGGUCGAUGUCACAAUUGGAGGUAAACGCUUUACAUGGUGUGUUUCUUGUCCGUUCCAUAACUAUUCCAUCGAUGAAGACAUUUUAAUAUUACAUGGCAUAAACGUUCCCUAUAUUGAAAUGACGUGUCAGACGCAAGUCCAAGAUCUCUAGCUUCAAAGUCAAAGUCAAACUUAGAUUCAAAAAUUAACAUUUAUGUUUCUUGUCCAGUCAAUAACUCUGCCAUCAUCAAACAUUACUUGUCACAAUUUUUCCCUAUGAUGAGUUAGUGUGUUAUGCUUAAGACCCAGACCCUAGCUCUAAGGUCAAGGUUACAUUCGGAGAAACUUUUUAUCUGGUCGAAAAAACAGUCAUACCUAAUUAACUAUUUUGGCAUAUUUUGCACAUCGAACUGUAGCAUUCUUGGGCAAACCUCGGUGGCGUUUGUCACUAAUAGUGCCAGCUCUUGUUUGAGCUUCAAUUCUAACUUUGAGAGUUAUAUAUAUUUGUAAUAUUCCCUAUAAAAUGUCAAGGUCAGUAGUGGCUAUUGUCAAGUUACCUUAAAGACACACCACAAACUAACUGUAACCUUUUGUAUUUCCAUGAUGAUAUCUGACUAAAGUACAUCUCCUAUUACGCUAUACUAAGGAUCUGAAGAAGUGCUAUUGAUAGCCUCGUUCUGACGACCAUUCCACUAGCCAAUCAAAGUCAACAUUUUGUAAUAAUAAAAAAUCUAUAUUUAGACUGGGUUUUUGAUAUUUAUAUUUUUUAUGACGUAAAGUGUCAGAUAGCCGGUUAGCUCUGUCGGUAAAGUGUUAGCUCUGUCGGUAGAGCACUUGCCCUGUAAGCGAUGGGUCCCGGGUUUGAGUUCCUGACUGCCUGCACAUUUUUCUUAAAGUGGAAUUAUAUGCAUUUUUCAAGUAAAAAUCCAGUUGAAAUAGAUGUGUAAGUAAAAAGGAUUGUGGAAAUUAUAGCUUUUAACCGAACAUACCAAACUCUUCCAGUGACCAGUACGAAAUAAAGGUUACCAAAUAUGACUUUUCUUAUUUUGACUGGGAGA
Molecule: messenger RNA, 4106 nt
Organism: Mercenaria mercenaria
Lineage: Eukaryota; Metazoa; Mollusca; Bivalvia; Venerida; Veneridae
Product: E3 ubiquitin-protein ligase TRIM17-like
Exons: 1
Coding region: 7-1143 (378 amino acids)
Molecular function (GO): zinc ion binding
Source: RefSeq, a predicted model, not a curated record